GAGAUACAAAGCUAAACAGGUCAAAGGAAGAAGAAGAAGAGGGAGGCAGCGGUGGUCGUCUGUCUGUAGUGGCGGCCAGGCGGCGGCUCUCCUUGAUUCUGCUGUCGUUCCUGCCUCACACCCAUGGCCGAGGAGAUGGACGCCCCGCAGGAGGAAGGCGACGACUACUAUACAUUCCUCAACAUCCCCAGGAACGCAACAGAUGAUGAGAUCAACAAUGCUUACCGGAGGCUGAGUCGGUUGUACCACCCAGACAAACACACUGACCCAGACCGCAAGGUGGAGGCCGAGCUACUCUUUAGCAAGACUAAACGUGCCUAUGAAGUGCUGAGCGAUGGACACAUGCGUGCAAUUUAUGAUAACCUGGGCACUGCUGGGCUGGAGACGCAGGGCUGGGAGAUUGUUCAGCGUACCAAGACUCCACACGAAAUUAGGGAAGAGUAUGAGAGGCUGGCACGAGACCAGGAGGAGAGGCGGUUACAGCAGCGGACCAACCCCAAGAGUUCUGUCAGCAUGACCAUCAAUGCCACCGAUCUGUUCUCUGUCUAUGAUGAGGAGUCCCCCUUCCUGGAUCUUAGAGAUCUAUUUGGGUUACCACACAUUGAGAUAAGUGGCAUGAGUCUGAACCAGAGCAUUGAAGCACCCCUAACAAACAAAGACACAGCAAUUCUCUCCGGAAAUCUCACAUCACACAAUGGUAAUGGCAGUGGAGGCAUCAACUGCUCCAUUAGACGACUAACCUCUGAAAAGGGUUGGGGUGAACUGGAGGUGGGAGCAGGGAAUGGCCUCACAAUCGCCACCAAAGGCUUCAGGAACUUUUCACACGGCAUGUUUGGCAAUGGCUCCAUACUUACACACUUUACUCCAAAUGGCCUCCGUGUGGGAACUGUCGUAACGAUGGCAAAUCAGCUAGACAAACACACAGUAGGCUACCUCACAUGGAAGGCUGGAAUGCAAAGUGGAAUGAACACCAUGAUCAUCCGUGACACACCUACUCUCCACUUGGUCUUCUCGGCAUACAUCGGCAUCCCACACACCUAUGCUGCCCUCUCCUACACACACAAGAUGCCAGACCAUGAUGCAAAAAUUAAACUUACUGGGAAAGCUGGCACUUUUGGGGCAAUCCUGGAGUAUGGUGCUGAGAAAAAAGUCUCCCAGAACAGCUCCAUCUCUGCAUCAUUAGCGCUUGGUAUCCCUACUGGUGUCCACCUAAAGAUCAAGUUGCAUCGAGCCUCACAAACAUACAGCACAGUUUUCCUGCUGUGUGAGGAGAUUCUUCCAGCUCCUGUGAUCUAUGGUACCAUGGUGCCCCUAGUGUCCUGGAUGGCCCUGCAGAAGCUCAUCAUCCAGCCUUACCUGCGACGACAGAAACAGUCUGAGCUCUUGAAGCAGCGGGAGGCCAACAGAACCAGGUUAUUGGAGAAGCGGCGGGAGGCCAUGGCAGCGGUGGAACUGAUGAGGGAAACAGUGAGGAGAAUUGUGGAACAGGAGGAGGCUAGGAAAGGACUUGUCAUAUUGCAGGCUUCUUAUGGUCAGCUGGUGGUGGAGGGGAAGGAUGACCUUGCUCUCUCUCCAGAAGUUGUAGAUGUAACCAUCCCUCUUCAGUGUCUUGUAAAGGACUCAAAACUAAUUUUACAAGAGGCUUCAAAGUGCUCACUCCCUGGCUUCUAUGACCCCUGCCCUGGCGAGGACAAGAACCUGCGAGUACGCUAUUUGUUCCAUGCCGUCACACAUGAGGUUACAAUUGCAGACACUGAGUCACUCCGGAUACCCAAGCAAUCACAUCGUCUGGAAACAUAAUGCAGGAAGUUAUUGGUACUUGUACAUAUGGAAACUGUUGCCCUGUUUUACUGUACAUAUAUAUACCUUGUACAAAUUUGUAAACAUGAAAUUUUAUUGUCAGGAUUUAUCCAGGAUUGUAGUUUGGAAAUGACGAUGGGCAGCUUCAAGCACAAAAGUCUUUGUAGGUUGUAAAUUGCAUAAAAAUCAUUCUGGUUUACAGAAAAUAGUGUUGAAUCCUUCCUGUAAUAUAUUGAUAUAAAAUGUGAUAACUGUAAUUUGUCAUUCCAUACAAAAAAAUCAGGGAGGAGAAAGGAUAGAAAAUAAGUUUUUAUUUUGAAAGCUUACAAAUUCACUGACCAGAACAAUCAACUUCACUUUGAGCUUGAUAGUGCUAGUUUGUUGAUGGCAAAUAUACACUUACAUGGAAGGUUGUAUACUGUUGAGUCAGAAAUGUGGGCUCCUUGGCAUGUUGGUGUAUGAAGGGAAUGAACAGGAACCAGUGCUUCACCAUGAGGCAUGGCAAGGAACUCAACACAGUAACAAAAACAAAAUUAGCUUGCUAAUAGAUGGCACUCACCCACUGUAGAUUGCACAUUAUGCAGUGCUUGCUUGAGGCUUUCUAAGAGGAGGCAUGACACAAACUUAAGAGGUAAUGACUAAAAAUGCUCUAGGGUGGUUUUAAUAAAUGUUCCAGAGCCAUUUUAUCUAGCUCAAAUACUCACUACAUUGCUAAAAAUGUAUAUGAUUCUGGAACAGUUGCUUUGACUAUCCUAAGAAUGGCUUAGUAAAUUUCCAGACACGAGGAUCUUUCAUGCCUCUAAGAAGUGAGAAAAAGUAAAGAAAGCCAUGAGAGCAUGAGAAGCAUGAGUGAGUAUUAUGUAUUUUGCUUAGGUUACUGUGCAGUGCUCAUCACCUUGCUGUAGCUACUUAUUGUCAAGCUCUGUGUUAUGGACCUACAAGUAAUCACUAUAAUGGGCCAAUGAUAAUGGAUAAAAAAGAACCCAGCUUUUGUAGUGCUGGUAGGUGACUGUGGAAUAAAGAAAUUUGAAAACUAUAAAA
Messenger RNA from Eriocheir sinensis (Chinese mitten crab), 2841 nucleotides. RefSeq names its product dnaJ homolog subfamily C member 11-like. Lineage: Eukaryota; Metazoa; Arthropoda; Malacostraca; Decapoda; Varunidae. Gene Ontology annotation, biological process: cristae formation. The transcript has 13 exons. The coding region runs from base 124 to 1800 and encodes 558 amino acids. The record is from RefSeq and is a predicted model, not a curated record.